Geosmithia morbida is the source of this 1518-nucleotide messenger RNA. RefSeq names its product mannosyl-oligosaccharide alpha-1,2-mannosidase. Gene Ontology annotation, molecular function: mannosyl-oligosaccharide 1,2-alpha-mannosidase activity; calcium ion binding. The transcript has a single exon. Gene Ontology annotation, biological process: carbohydrate metabolic process; N-glycan processing. Gene Ontology annotation, cellular component: endoplasmic reticulum; Golgi membrane. NCBI's taxonomy places the organism in Eukaryota, Fungi, Ascomycota, Sordariomycetes, Hypocreales, Bionectriaceae. The coding region runs from base 1 to 1518 and encodes 505 amino acids. The record is from RefSeq and is a predicted model, not a curated record.
AUGCGUUCUCUACGCCAACUAGGCAUCCUAUCAGGUCUCGCGGCCGUCAGCCACGAAGCGCCAAACCCGACAUCUCACAAGAGAGCCGAGGCCAUAAAGGAGACGUACCGCGACUCGUGGAAGGUCUACUACGAGAACGCCUUCCCCAACGACACGCUGAUGCCGCUGAACAACACCUUCCUCAACGACCGGAAUAGGUGGGGCGUCACGGCCAUCGACGCGCUCACGACGGCCAUUGUGCUCGAGGACGAGGAGAGCGUCAACCAGAUACUCGACUUCGUGCCGACCAUUGACUUCACGACGACGGCGGAGCCGGGAGACAUUUCGCUGUUCGAGACCAACAUCCGGUUCUUCGGCGGGCUCCUGUCGGCCUACGACCUGCUCUCGGAGCCCCGGUACGCCAAGCUGGUCCGGGACGGGAGUCACGUCGGGGCGUGCCUCGACCAGGCCAGGUCCCUCGCCGACAGCCUCAAGUUCGCCUUCGACACGCCCACCGGCAUCCCCGACCCGGUCGUGCGGCUCAACCCGGACCGGAGGCGCAGCGGGGCGACGGUCAACAACGUCGCCGAGGCGGGCACGCUCAUCCUCGAGUGGACCCGCCUCAGCGACCUCACCGGCGACAGGCAGUACGCCGACCUGGCCAGGCGCGCAGAGUCGUACCUGAUCAGCCCGAAGCCGGCGAGCGCGGAGCCCUGGCCCGGGCUGACGGGCACCUUUGUCAGCAUCGCCAACGGCAGCUUCACCAGCGACGGCGGCGGCUGGGGCGGCUACACCGACAGCUUCUUCGAGUACCUCAUCAAGAUGUACCUGUACGACCCGGACGACUUCUCCCCCUACAAGGACAGGUGGGUGGCGGCGGCCGAGUCGACCAUGGAGCACCUCGCGUCGCACCCGAGAUCCCGGAACGACCUCACCUUCCUGGCAGACUACGAGGGUCAGGUGACGAUCUCCCGGUCGACUCACCUGGCAAGCUUCGCCGGCGGCAACUUCAUCCUGGGCGGCAUCCUCCUCGACGAGCAGAGAUACAUCGACUUCGGCCUCGCCGUGGCGGAAUCGUACUUUGAGACGUACCGCUCCACGGCCACGGGCAUCGGCCCGGAGGCCUUUGCCUGGACGUCCGACGAGACGGCCCACCGCGAUGGCGACGUCGACGUCGACGCCGACGCCGGCUUCUGGGCCACGUCGCCCUCGUACAUCCUGCGUCCCGAGACGGUCGAGUCCCUGUACUACUCGUACCGCGUCACCGGCGACCCCAAGUACCAGGACAUGGCGUGGGAGGCGUACCGCAGCAUCGACGCCGCUACCGGGCUCCGGUCAGGAGCCCACGCCGGCCUGCAGAACGUCACCGUCCAGGACGGCGGCUACGUCGAUAAGAUGGAGAGCUUCUGGCUCGCAGAGACGCUCAAGUACCUCUUCCUCACCUUUGACGUGGACUCGGAGGAUCUACAAGUCCGAGGGGAUGGGGGGAAUAAGUGGGUGUACAAUACCGAGGCUCAUCCCGUCAAGAUUAGGCAUUAG